This is a messenger RNA of Ostertagia ostertagi, 357 nucleotides long. Lineage: Eukaryota; Metazoa; Nematoda; Chromadorea; Rhabditida; Trichostrongylidae. The record is from the annotation of a GenBank genome assembly.
CUUGCUAAGCAUGCUGGUGAAAUCGACUUCGAUAUCAAAGAGUACAGCAACCAAACUCGAGCAGAUCGCGAACAAGCGCUCUGGUUACGCAUUGCUGAGAUAGCGGCGAACGGAACGGUGUUGUCGCCGUCAUUGUUCGCUCCACUGUUACUCAAUCCGGCCGUUUUAUCACCGUACGUCCUGUCGCCAGCCGUUGGCAUGCCGUUCAUCCUCUCCCCGUAUCUAUUAUCUCCCUAUGUGCUCUCUCCUCUCGUUAUGGCCCCGUUUAUUCUGAAUCCUUACGUGUUGUCACCGAACGUUAUCAAUCCCUACGUGCUUUCACCACUAAUUACUCAGCCCUCUGGUUCUAUGUCCUGA